CCAGCGGGACCGUGCGGUGAAGCUGGAAGAGCUGGAGAUCCCGGCCCGAUAGAAAUACAACCUGGGCCACCGGGACCACCAGGGCCACCAGGUCCUGCAGGCCCACCUGGACCAGAUGGACUCCCAGGCUCACUAUUGGCUUCUGGGCCACCAGGACCGAAAGGACCGCGUGGACCGCCUGGGCCACCAGGACCUCCAGGAAAUCCCGGUCCGGAGGGUCCACCUGGAGCAGCUGGAGGAAGUGGUUACCUUGGCAUUUGUCCAAAAUAUUGUGCAGUGGACGGUGGAAUAUUCUUCGAGGAUGGAACCCGACGUUAA
Cylicostephanus goldi is the source of this 318-nucleotide messenger RNA. Lineage: Eukaryota; Metazoa; Nematoda; Chromadorea; Rhabditida; Strongylidae. The record is from the annotation of a GenBank genome assembly.